AUUUGUUGUCUCCUCAGAAAUAGUUAUAAUCUGUUCUCACUGGCAAUGAUAUUAAUAGUUAAAACAUGGCGGUUUAGUAUGCAGUAGUUUGACAUUUUCUAUCUUUGUUGAAAUUUAUACAAAAUUAUCCAUUCAGCUCGCAAUAUUCCAGGAAAAUCCAUUCUAGUCAUUUUGGUGAAAAGUUAAUCAAAUGGUAUUUUAUUCCUAUUUUGCUUAUUAUGCUAAUUGAAAAUGAUAUCUUUAUCAAAGAAAGUGAAAAAAGAAACAGGAAACAACAACAAUCAUAUGGCAAAACCAAAUCCCCGUGUUUCAAUUAGAGAUAAGCUGCUUAUUAAAGAAGUGCAAGAGUUGGAAUCGAACUUGCCAAGUUCUUGUAAAACGCAUUUUCCUAAUCCAAAUGAACUUCAUAGGAUAGAACUAACUAUUUGUCCUGACGAAGGAUAUUGGUGUGGUGGAAAGUUUAAAUUUAUAAUUGAAGUGCCGGAUGAAUAUAAUAUGGUGCCACCUAAAGUGAAAUGUCUUACUCGCUUAUGGCAUCCAAAUAUAAAUGAAGAAGGUGCUAUAUGUCUAAGCUUAUUGAGGCAAAGUUCUAUUGAUGGACUAGGUUGGGCUCCUACUAGAAGACUGAAAGAUGUAGUGUGGGGUUUGAAUUCUUUGUUUACUGAUCUUUUGAAUUUUGAGGAUCCAUUAAAUGGUGAGGCAGCUGAACACUUUAUUAGAGACAAGGAAGGUUUUAAGGCAAAAGUGCGCGACUUUGUUGUACACUAUGCAAAGAGAUGAGUUUGUAUUUUAGCUUCUUCAUGUAAAUAUUGUUUUGUAUUAAAGAUUGUCAUCAAUGAGAGUGAUCAUCAUGCGCAUUGUCAUCAAAUAUCUUCAUCAUCAUAAUGAAUAAACUGUGAAUUUCCUUAUUACUUCAUCUGUUUUAAUACUUUUUUGUUAUGUGCUUUAUACUGAUUGGUGCAAACUAUUUCUCUUCAAGGUAUAACUGUAAAAAGUAUUCUGUUCCAAUUUAUCAAUGUAAAUUUCAAAUAAAACAAUCAAUAAAAAUCAUUUUCUGUGAUGUUUUAACAAUAAUGUAUGUAAACUUUAGUUUCGUUUGCAUCAUAUUCUGUAUUUUUUUCCCUCAAAAAUAAAAUCUU
This is a messenger RNA of Argiope bruennichi, 1139 nucleotides long. RefSeq names its product NEDD8-conjugating enzyme UBE2F-like. The transcript has 8 exons. The record is from RefSeq and is a predicted model, not a curated record. The coding region runs from base 232 to 780 and encodes 182 amino acids. NCBI's taxonomy places the organism in Eukaryota, Metazoa, Arthropoda, Arachnida, Araneae, Araneidae.